AUGGCGCCGGCUGAUCUCCCGCCAGGCUUUAGGUUCCAUCCAACUGAUGAGGAGCUUGUUAACUACUAUCUCAAGAGGAAGGUCCAUGGACUCAGCAUCGAGCUCGACAUAAUCCCCGAAGUAGACCUCUACAAAUGUGAGCCUUGGCAGCUGGCAGAGAAAUCAUUCCUGCCUAGCAGAGAUCCUGAGUGGUACUUCUUUGGGCCAAGGGAUAGGAAGUAUCCCAAUGGAUGCCGCACAAACCGCGCAACCCAAGCAGGAUACUGGAAAUCGACUGGCAAAGAUCGGCGGAUCAACUACCAGAACAGAUCAAUUGGUAUGAAGAAGACAUUGGUCUAUUACAAGGGUCGAGCUCCUCAGGGGCUCAGGACCAGCUGGGUGAUGCAUGAAUAUCGCAUCGAGGAAAGUGAGUGUGAGAACACCAUGGGGAUUCAGGACUCAUUUGCACUGUGUCGGGUUUUCAAGAAAAACGUGGCAUUUGGUGAAUUUGAGAAGAAAUAUGAGUGCAGCUCAUCACAGGCUAAAGGAAAUCAAGAGCAAUUUACAAACUUCAGGGAUGCCGGACAGUCAUCUGGUUCAAAUGAGCAUGGUAAAGACAACUCAUGGAUGCAGUUCAUAGCUGAUGAUCUUUGGUGCAACAAAGCAAAGUAAUGGAAUCGACAAGACCAGUUAUUUAACUUCAUCUAACUAGAAAUUCCGUUAUCAGUUGUACCGUGACUUUGUAUAUGUUUGAUAACAACACAUCUCACUUCGGAGUUUGGACAGGAUGACCACCUAAGUAUGGACUCUUAACUCUUCAUGUAGGUUCUACUUUUCCUCUUGUAGUACUGUAAUAGAUAAACAUCCUUCUUUGUACUUUACGUUUCAGCUUUCCUGUUUCUAUCAUCAAACACAGUGAUUUAUAGUGAAAAAGGUACGAUACAGAAGCAGAAAUCUAAUUUGAUGCAUAUAAAUUUUGUACUCCUAUAUACGGUAUUAAUAUCAUUUGACAGUAAAGGCCACCAAAAGUUGGCAAUCCCCAUAGUAAAUAGAAUAUGACCUUCA
Messenger RNA from Phragmites australis (common reed), 1044 nucleotides. RefSeq names its product NAC domain-containing protein 54-like. Gene Ontology annotation, molecular function: DNA binding. Gene Ontology annotation, biological process: regulation of DNA-templated transcription. The coding region runs from base 1 to 651 and encodes 216 amino acids. The transcript is spliced from 3 exons. The record is from RefSeq and is a predicted model, not a curated record. NCBI's taxonomy places the organism in Eukaryota, Viridiplantae, Streptophyta, Magnoliopsida, Poales, Poaceae.